UCCGCCAUCAUUUUGAAUCUCUGUUAAGGCCAGAUAUGAGUUUUGAUGUUGUUGUUGAUACUGCAAAGAUGUUUGAAAAUGCAUCUCAGUUUACAAUCAACAAUAGUACAUUCAAUGCAGCUCAAAGAGACAUCAAUAAUCAUUACACUCUUACAACUGAUGAAGAGAGGAAACUACAUAAAUGGCUUGGAGCACCAGAUACAUCCAUUAACUACAUCACCGCUUUGAACAAAAAAACUCCUGGAACAGGCAGCUGGAUUUUGAAUCAUCCAAUUUAUAUUGAGUGGAGAAUGAAGGGACAAGCCUGCACUCUCUGGAUUCAAGGAAAAGCUGGAUCAGGCAAAACAAUUUUACUAACAUCAAUAAUUGAAGAUCUCAGCAAUAGUUUAGUUUUGGUGUACUAUCAUUAUUUUGAUCAACUGGGCUCUUACAAGCACAGUAUUCAUUCAGAGCUUAAAGGCCUUCAUGAAAGGUCAAAAAGGGGGAUUUAUGCAGCACAACCUAGUAAUAUGGAGUUGCAAAAUACUUUGCAUGCAAUUAUCCAUGAUCUUGUUGAGAAAAAGCACCAAAUUUUCAUCAUUAUAGAUGCACUGGAUGAAUGUAGAGAAAGUGCAUCUGUGGCUGUAUUUGUUGCUGGCAUUGCAGAUAAUACUUGGAUAGCAUUCACAAGCCGCUACAAUGCAGAAUAUUCACUCAAAUACAAGCCAUUGGAGAUUGUCAUGAACAGUGGCAAUCUUAAUCAAGAUAUCAAUAUCUAUAUGGAAGCUGAGAUGUCAAACCUCUAUUUUUCGGAAGGAUUCAAGGAUGAAGUGAAGGGUACUUUACAGACUAAAGCUGAUGGAAGUUUCCGCUGGAUUGAUUGCCAGUUUAAUGUACUCAAGGAAUGUGCAACAUCUCAGUCAGUCAAGAGAGCAGUGCAAACACUGCCUCCAGACCUGGAACAAACAUAUAUUCAGGCUAUACAAAAGUGCAAACAAAGCCAUGAAUCAGUAAAUGCUCACCAUAUUCUCUUAUGGCUAUUGUAUGCCUUUGAGCCUUUGAACAAAAAUCAGCUUACUGCUAUGCUUUCAAUUGAUUUACAAGAGCAGGUAGUUCACCCAAGUGAUGGAAUGAAUCUUAGGCUAGAGAAAAUCAUUGAUUCAACCCUGGUGACCAUUAAUUCAGAUGAUGUUAUCCAGCUUGCCCAUGCAUCUGUGAAGGAGCUUCUCCUCAACAGGCAGAUCUUUGUUCAGACAAAAGAUUUAUUUGAAAUCAAUGAACUCUUAGCACACAGAACAAUUGCACAAAUGUGCCUUAUUUAUUUGUUACAGUGGAAAGAUAUGGAGAAUGCUGAAAUAAUGAGGAAUGUUAUGACACUGGGAGAAUAUACCAUUCAGUAUUGGGCAGAUCAUACUUCUUUAACUCAGGAAGCAUCGGAAUCCCAUUCAUUAGGAAGUUCACUAGACCAUCUUGUCAAAGAAUUUUUUCAAAAUGAGAAUUUGCAAUUUUGGCAUUGGACACAGAGAUACCGACAUAGUAUUCACUUCUGGGAAACCCCAUUACAUGGCUCCAAUCCUCUCUAUUGUGCUGCAUAUUUUGGUUUGGAAUCUAGUGUAUCAGAUUUAAUUGUACAGCAAAGUGCAAACAGCAUCAAUAAAAUAGUGGGUGAGCUUGGAACCCCCUUGUCUGCAGCAGCAUAUUCUGGGAAGAAAUGCAUUGUAGAACUUUUAGUAGACUAUGGAGCUGAUGUCAAUGCACAGGGUGGGAAAUAUGGCAAUGCUCUCCAAGUGGCUGCCUUGAGAGGCAAGGAGGAUGUUGUAAGAUAUCUCCUUGAGAAAGAUGCUGAUAUUAAUGCCCAGGAAGGGGAAUAUGGAAGUGCUCUCCAAGCUGCUACCUAUAUGGGAAAUAAAAGCAUUGUGAAAUACCUCCUUAACCAUGGUGCUAUUGUAAACAGUCAAGGAGGUGAAUUUGGAACUGCUCUUCUAGCUGCAAUCAUUGAAAGCCAUGAAGAUAUUGUCAAACUGCUCAUUGAAAAUGGAGCAAAUGUUAAUAUCCAGAAUGAAUAUGAGUAUGGACAUGCUCUCCAAGCUGCUUCCUUUGUAGGCAAUAUAAAUAUUGUCAAAUAUCUUAUUGAAAGGGGAGCUAAUAUUAAUGCUUAUGGUGGCGGAUAUGGAAGUGCUCUCCAAGCUGCUGCUUAUGGGGGCCAUAAAUAUAUUGUCAAAUAUCUCCUUGAUCAUGGUGCUAUUGUAAAUGCUCAAGGAGGUGAAUAUGGAAAUGCUUUGCUAGCUGCCACUUUCAAAAAUCAGGAAGACAUUGUUGAAAUCCUCAUUGACAAUGGUGCAAAUGUUAACAUUAUUGAUGGACAUGAAUAUGGAAGUGCUCUCCAAGUUGCUGCUUCUGAAGGCAAUAUGAAUAUUAUCCAACUUCUGAUCAAAAAGGGUGCAGAUAUUAAUAUUAAUGGUGGAGGGACAGGACAUGUGAAUGCUCUCCAAGCUGCUGCAUAUAAUGGCAACAAAGAUAUUGUCAAAUACCUUAUUGACCAGGGAUCCAAUGUCAAUGCUAAAGGUGGGAAAUAUGGAAAUGCUCUCCAGGCUGGUGCACACAGAGGCAAUAUGAAUAUUGUCAAAUAUCUGGUUGCAAAUGGAGUUGAUAUUAAUGCUCAAGGUGGAAAAUAUGCAAAUCCUCUUCUAGCAGCUGUACAUGGUGAACAUGAAGACAUUGUCAAAUACUUGAUUGAAAAUGGAGCAGAUAUCAAUGCUGGAGGUGGUCAGUAUGGAAGUGCUCUUCAGGUUGCUGCAUAUGAGGGAAAUACAAACAUUGUAGCAUAUCUCCUUAGUUGUGGGGCUAAUGUCAAUACUCAGGGAGGUGAAUAUGGAAAUGCUCUUCUGGCUGCAGUACUCCAGAAUCAUGAGAAUGUUGUUGAAAAUCUCAUUGAAAAUGGGGCUGAUGUUAAUGCUCAAAACAGUGAAUAUGGACAUGCUCUUCAAGCUGCUAUCCUCAGUGUCAAUGUACAAGGAGGUAGAUUUGGGAAUGCCCUACAAGCUGCUGCAUAUGAGAGAAAUAUCAAUAUGGUAGAAUAUCUUGUCAAAAAUGGAGCAAAUGUCAAUGCCCAAGGAGGUAAAUAUGGAAAUGCUCUCAUAGCUGCAGUUAUCAGAAACCAUGAAAAUGUUGUUGAAUAUCUUCUUGACAAUGGAGCUAAUGUCAAUGCCUCCAGUGGAGGACAUGGAACUGCUCUACAAGUUGCUGUAUAUAAGGGCAAUUACAGUAUUGUCAAAUAUCUCAUUGAUCAUGGAGCAUACAUCAAUGCUGAUGGUGGUCAGUAUGGCAAUGCUCUCCAUGUUGCAGCCUAUAGAGGCCAUAAAUUGUAUUUCCCCAUUCUCCAUGAAAUAUCAGUGUUUGAAAGAAGGGCUGGGUGGGAAAAUGCCCCCAGAGUAGCUGAUUCCCUAAAUGAUAUGAAUAUUGUUAAAUGUCUUCUGGAAAAUGGAGCUCAUAUCAAUGUACAAGCUGGGGAAUAUGGGACUGCUCUACAAGCAGCUGCAUAUGCUGGCAAAAAAGAUAUUGUCAUAUAUCUCCUUGACCAUGGAGCUGAUAUUAAUGCUCAAGGUGGUAAAUAUGGAAAUGCUUUACAAGCUGCCACUACGGAGAAUAAUGAAGAUAUUAUCAUAUAUCUCAUUGAUCAUGGAGCUAAUGUCAAUGCUCAGAGCAAUGAACAAGGAACUGCUCUCCAAGCUGCUGCUCUCAAUGGCAAUGAAAACAUAAUAAGAUAUAUAAUCAAAAAUGGAGCUGAUGUUAAUGCUCAAGGUGGUGAAUAUGGAAGUGCAUUGCAGGCUGCUGCAUAUGAUGGCAGUAGGGAUAUCCUUGAAUAUCUUAUUGAUCAGGGGGCCAAUGUAAUGGUUCAGGGUGGUCAAUAUGGUAAUGCUCUCCAGGCUGCUGCAUACAGGGGCAAUGGAAUCAUUGUUGAAUAUCUGAUUGAACAAGGAGCUGAUAUCAAUGUCCAGGGUGGAAAAUAUGGUAAUGCUCUCCAAGCUGCUGCAUAUGGUGGAUUCGAGGAUAUCAUUAAAUAUUUGCUUGAUCAUGGAGCUGAUAUCAAUGCUCAGAGUGGUGAAUAUGGCAAUGCUCUCCAAGCUGCAGCCAUUGGAGGAAAUGUGGCUUGUGUUGAUUACCUUACCAAAAAUGGGGCAAAUGUCAAUGCCCAGGGGGGUUAUUUUGGAAAUGCUCUACAAGCUGCUGCAUAUAAAAGCAAUGAAAAUCUUGUUAGAUAUCUCCUAGACAAUGGAGCUGAAAUCAAUGCUCAGAGCGGUAAAUAUGGAAAUGCCCUCCAAGCUGCUGCAUAUUGGGGGAAUGAGAGCAUUCUCAAUUGUCUCUUACAACAUGGAGCUUCUAUCAAUGCUCAUGGUGGUCAUUUUGGAUCUGCUUUACAAGCUGCAGUAAUUGAGGGCAAUGAAAAUAUUGUGAGAUAUCUCAUCGAUAAUGGAGCUGAUGUUAAUGUGCAGGGUGAUCAAUUUGGAAAUGCUAUUCAGGCUGCAGCAUUUUCAGGGAAUGAGGAUAUUGUCAAAUGUCUUUUCAAUGCAGGAGCUGAUAUCAAUACACAAACACCAGAUCAGGCUGAUGCUCUUCAGGCUGCAGCUUGGGGAGGGCAUGAAAAUGUUGUAAGAUACCUCAUUGCAGAGGGAGCUGAUGUCAAUAAUCAAAGUGGCCCCUUUGGAAAUACUCUCCAAGCUGCUGCAUUCAAGGGUAAUGAAAACAUAGUCAAAUACCUCCUUGAAAAUGGAGCAGAUGUCAAUACCCAAGGUGGAAACUUUGGUAAUGCUCUCCAAGCUGCAGCAUUCAUGGGAAGGGAAAAUAUUGUUAGGUCUCUCCUCGAUGCAGGAGCUGAUGUUAAUGUACAGGGGGGUGAACAUGAGCAUGCUCUACUGGCGGCCAGAAAUUCAUCUGAAUUGAGCUCAGACAGCCAAAGGGAGUCUAUCAUCCACCUGCUUCUUGAGCACGGAGCUAUAGAUACAGAAGCUUUCGAAUCAUGA
This is a messenger RNA of Lentinula edodes (shiitake mushroom), 5000 nucleotides long. Its product is annotated as ankyrin repeat-containing domain protein. The transcript has 8 exons. NCBI's taxonomy places the organism in Eukaryota, Fungi, Basidiomycota, Agaricomycetes, Agaricales, Omphalotaceae. The record is from RefSeq and is a predicted model, not a curated record. Gene Ontology annotation, molecular function: protein binding. Bases 36 to 5000 code for a protein of 1654 amino acids.